Molecule: messenger RNA, 1993 nt
Organism: Aplysia californica (California sea hare)
Lineage: Eukaryota; Metazoa; Mollusca; Gastropoda; Aplysiida; Aplysiidae
Product: ribosomal L1 domain-containing protein 1
Exons: 8
Coding region: 550-1542 (330 amino acids)
Cellular component (GO): 90S preribosome
Source: RefSeq, a predicted model, not a curated record
UUAGUUAAGUUUUGGAAAAUCAUAUUUCCUUUUUUGAAAAUCAUUUCUGCAUUUCAAAGGGUGGCGCCAUGGCGCCAUUUGCGCUUGGAGAGCCACGCCACUGAUUGUCACGGUAGUCCCAGUAUUGUACCUUACUCUUUUUUAAUCACGGGACCUAAGCGUCCUGUAUGCCAUGGGCUUUUGGUUAAUGUUACUCACUUCGAGGAUCAACAUAAAAAGUCAGACACUACACCCGGGCUCAUUAUUAAAAUGCUUGGUGUCGGGUGUGUUCGUCUCUCCAGUUUAAAGUCGUGUGUGCAUACUAACAUUACAUGGUGUCAGAAGUCAGUGGAUAACGUGUCACAAAUGUCAGAAUGCCUCAUUUCAAGCCUUCCUGGAACGUUUGAUUUUUCAAAACCUCACAAGUGGCCCGAGUGGCGACAACGUAUGCUUUGAUACCGCACAGCCACCAAACUGAGAGCAGAGACUGGAGCAAUUCAACUGAGGUCACUUUUAGUACCUUCUUUUGUAAGGAUACAUAGUGGUCACUUCUUUCCAGAGAAAUACAAAAUGACCAGUAUGGAGCUUAAGGAAAGAAAGGUCUCUACUGCUGUUGGCACUCUCGUACAGUUGGCCAAGAAACUGGAAAAGAAAAGUCUUGUCGAUGAAGUGAAUCAAGUGCAGAUGCAGAUUUGUUUGAAGAAAAUACCCCCCAGGGAAAAAAUUGUGAAGUUAAAGUUACCUCACAGCCUCAGGCAUGAGAAUAUGGAAGUGUGUCUGUUUGUGAAAGACUUGGACAGAGAAGAUCGUGACUAUGAGCCGACAGUUCGUCAUUUUCAGGAGAUGUUAAAGAAACACGGUGUCUCUUGUGUGGCAGAGAUUAUUCCCCUGAAAUCUCUGAAGACUGAAUACAAGCCUUAUGAAGCCAAAAGAAACCUGUCAAAUGCCUAUGAUGUAUUCCUGGCAGAUGCCAGAGUUGUGAGGCUGCUACCAACAUAUUUAGGAAAGCAUUUUUAUGGGAAAAGGAAGACGCCAAUUCAAGUGAAUCUACAAGCAAAGAGACUGAAAGAGGAAAUAGACGCUGCUCUUGACAACAGUAGAUGCGUCAUUAGUAAUCGAGGAGCUUCGAGUUUGGCAAUUGUGGCAAAUCUCGAGAUGGGCAAGGCUGAGGUGACAGACAAUGUGAUUUCUUCAGUUGGCCAACUGUCUCAGGCAGUGCCUGGUGGCUGGAACAACAUAAAACAGCUGAGUGUAAAGACGCCCCUGUCAACCAGCAUUCCCAUCUACCUGGCAGCAGGCGGACCUCAAGAGGUCACUAUUCCCAAGGAGAACGCUGACAAAGAAGUUGUGGAGGCUGAAGAAAUCUCAACUUUGCUUGGGGCCAAGGUCAAAGUUUACCCAAGUGGAGAUGUUGAAGUUAUCAAAGAUAGAGAUUCUGAGGGCCAGCCACAGAAGAGGGGGCGCUUCAGGAAAGGGAAGGCUGUGGGAAAGCAAAGUGCAAAGACUGCUGGUGCUAAAGCCAAGUCUGUGAAAAGAAAGGCAAAAGGCAGGAAACAGUCCUAAAUUUUGUUGUCACUAUUUGGAUAUUAUGUCAAUGUACCCUCAUACUUGAUGAAUUAUAAUAAACUAUUUGUCUGUAUUUUCAUUUUCUGCAUUUUAAAUUGUACGUAAAGUCAAGCAUGGAUAUCUCAAAUAUGUUGGGGGUGGACAACAAGUACAGUACAGUGGAACUUGAAUUCAACAAAGUUGGCGUGCCUGACCUUCAGUUUUGUUGAAUCCAAGUGUUCGUUAUUGCAAACAUGAGGUUUUUUUUCAAAUUCGAAAGUUAAGUGGUUCGGAAUUUUUAGCCGACUAAAGUGACAAACUUUCACAAUUUUAUAAUAUAUACAGUAUAACGCGGAUAGCUCGAAUUCGUCCGGACCGGCCUCCGUAGUUCAAGGGAUACGUGAACAGUGUUGUGGUAUGGGCUGUGUUAAAGAAUCAAGGGAAGCAAUAAAGAUUGGGUCAGAACAGA